Molecule: messenger RNA, 7990 nt
Organism: Westerdykella ornata
Lineage: Eukaryota; Fungi; Ascomycota; Dothideomycetes; Pleosporales; Sporormiaceae
Exons: 9
Coding region: 288-7754 (2488 amino acids)
Source: RefSeq, a predicted model, not a curated record
UGGGUAAGGGUACCCGACGUGAUAAUAUCACCUCGAGAGUCUUGAAAGUGUAUGAAGACUGAGAGACUGUGGAGGGGCAGCACACCUGGGGCUGUGCUCACACGGCUGAUGCUCUUUCUGAGGAUCCUCAGUUUGGGGCUGAGUUCGUCCUGAAGCGGUUUAGUCGAUGGGCCACAGGCCUCAAUCUGACGCUUGUUUCCACCUCACCUCAACACCAACAGGCAUCAGGAAUUGCUUCGACAAUCAAUAAGAGGUUUCUCCUCGCAUCACCAUGAAAGCGCGAAGCUAUGGCUACCAUCAGGCUCGCCACGGCGGCAGCAAUCCGGAGCUUUCACAAUCUCACAGCUGCCCUUGAAAACCACCCCGCCGGCCUUGGACGACUUAUCGACAAGGGUGCUCUUGAGGAUGAAGUGGGACGCUUCCGUGUUUGGUCCGGAAAUCUUGGAGCUCUGCAGAAAGGGCACAGUUCAGCGGACUAUCGACUCCGUGAUAGUCCACUUCUGUCAAGCAAUGCUUUGAAGUUACUACAAGAGCUCAACGAGAAUUUAACAGAGUCCGCGGCCGUAAUAACAGGUGUCCGUCUGCCUUACGAGCAGCAGCAGAGAUCUUCAGAAUCUGAUCAAGAGGACAACGACAGUUUUUUCAGCGAGGACGAAGACAGCGAUGACAGCGAUGACGGAGCCCCAAAAACAGAACUCGAACAGCGUUUUCGCGAAAUCGUCGACAUCAUAGACAAUCUGUACAAGCUCUCUGUGCGAAUUCGCCUACCUACUAUUCGCACUAGGUCUCUCAGAGCCGCUGCCUAUCAGCCAAAAGACCCAGACACGGGCGUCGACAUCUUAGAGCAAUAUGCCGUAUUUGAUCUUCAACAUACCAAGGAGCUUGUUGCUCAGCUUCGAGCUCCGUAUAACAACAAGGCUGAAGAUAACGAUUUCCUUAUCGAGCGACUGAGCAAAGCCAUCACGCUCCGUAGACGGCAAUUCAAAUACUGGAGACGACAUAGAGACAAGCUUGGCCAAUCCAACCUGAUCGAUGAUGAACCUCUGGCCAUACCGGCAGUACCACAGCGACCAGUGGAGCUGCAUCGUCACGACACGCUUGAAGUUCAUCAUAGUGAACCUGUCACGAUACUGCCAAAAGUACCAGCAAGCGAGAAGACUGGGAAGACCUUGCUUUCAGGAACUGAAGCAACACAUCAUCAUCAGUCCCUCGACGACAUAGUGGAUUCAAAAAGCGUCACGAGUUACGCCACGACAGUGCGUGACCUUUCCGGCAAGGGGAUCGACCUGCCACCGCCUCCAAAAGCUGCCGAUGGCGAGAAGGAUUUCGAGUGCCCUUAUUGCUUUGUCAUUUGUCCAGCGCGAUACGGGAGAGGCCGUCCCUGGAGAACCCAUUUACUUCAAGACCUGCAGCCAUACAUAUGCACCUAUCCCGACUGUGAAAGCGGUGAUGUACUCUUCCGAAGCAGGCGGGAGUGGUCAGAACACGAGGCCUCUCACCGAAAGGCGUGGCGGUGUCCUGAACACCCUGCAGCAGUGUUCCGAUCUCGAACUGGAUUGGAAGAACAUCUGCGUUGUGAACAUUCUGAGAAUUUUUCACAACGCCAGCUGGAAAGCAUCGUGAAAGUUGGGGAAACCUCUACAGUUGACGUGCGCGAGAAGUGUCCCCUCUGCCUUGCUGACGCGCACAUGGAAGGGCUCGGGGAUCUUCAGAAUCAUAUUGCACAUCAUCUCGAGCGCCUCGCGUCAUUUGCUCUACCUAUUCUCGCUGGAGACGAUGAUGCCGAUGGCGGCAGUAGCACCGCAUCUCGAGGGCGCAGUGUGGUAACUGGCUCAUCGCAAGAGCUUACCGAUACAUCUUCCUUACAAUCCUCUCUACCCAUAGACAACCCCGAUGAAACAGAUGAGCUGCAGAACCAGAGCGCAUCCCACGUGGGAGGAUUGCUGUCUGCUGAAACACUCGGAAACCUGCCCGAUGCCAGUGAAAAGAGAAUGGACCUGUUGUUUCCAAGUACACUUCAUCAAGAUGAGAGCGAGCAAGGUGCUCUUGAAGAGACUGGUCAUGAAAUAGAUGAGUACUUGGCCGAGACCGAUGCGUUUAGGUCCUAUCUUCAAUCUCUGCCAGGGGCCGAAUCCGUGCGCUUUUAUCGUCGUUACGGACUAUGGGAAGGUCGCGUCACGUUUGACACCCAGUCAUCUGCGUUCGAUGCCCUGGCACGUUUCGAUAGGACCCGCUAUCCCAGAGUAGAGCUCAAACCUCCUACGGAAAAAUAUCUAACCUCUAUUCGAUUCAAAAUUCCGGCCGCGGAGAAGGCUGGAGUAUCCGGUAAACCGCACACGCCAGAAGAUGCAGCGUCGGACUCGUCAAUGCAUCUGGAUUAUGAAGAAGACAGGGAACCUCAUGACAAACGUCCGGUGUUGACCUGGUCCCACCUUCCGACUUUGCGCACGCUUUAUACCUCCGGCGUCCUGUUGCAAAGGGACCAAAGCUACGCUCCAAAUGUCGCUUACAAUGAGCUCAUCUCCCUUUGUCAAUAUGACAUAACCCGAUUGCAAGUGGAUUGCAUAGUAAAUUCUGCAAACCAGUUUAUGAAGGUGACGGGAACCGGUGAUAGCCUGAAUCAUUACCUUCACCUUGCGGCUGGGCCUUCACUUCUGCAAGAGUGUAAAAAGAUCGGGCGUGUUGCCCCGGGAGCUGUUCGACUCACCGGAGGUUACAAAUUGCCUUGUCGCUAUGUCAUCCAUGCGGCUAGACCAUCAUACGGAGGAGCCGUUGGAGGAACGGGAAAGCUUAACGUUCUCUCCGAAUGCUACCGUGGCGCUCUGCAACUUGCUAUGGAUAACGACAUUACUACGAUAGCCUUUCCAUGUAUUGGCUCCGGUGGAUGCGGCUUCCCUCCUCGUGUGGCUGCACGAAUCGCACUGCAGGAAGUCCGCGAGUUUUUAGACUCACACAAAAAUCAUAAGUUCCAGCGCAUUGUGUUUUGUGUCUUCAAUAACCAAGACGACAGUGCCUAUAAGGACUUCCUACCUGUAUACUUUCCACCAACACAUCGGGACCUGGAGAGUGCACAAUUGCUGAAUACGGACACUGAUCAUAGCGAUCUGGUCAACCAAAUACAGAGUGUUCUUAAUCAAGUGGAUGGAACUUUCGAGCAGAUACCGAACUUCGACAUCAGUGUACCAGAUUUUCCCUUGAGCAUCCCGGAUGACCUUACAAGCAUUGGGUCUGCUCUUCAGACCAUGAUGGCGGUAUUGAAGGAAGGCGGUUGGGAGGGAAAGCUGACAAAUUCGACCCGAGCCGACAUUGCCCUUUCCUGCUCAGCGCUGCAAAUCUUACUUGGGAGCCUCACUGAAAGCCUCCAAGCCCGAAACCAUACCGAGGUCAUCCGCGGCAACAAACCCGUCCCUUACGCCAACUUACAAACAGCUACGUAUAAAGAGGUCUGGGACGAUUUCAACUUCCACUUGCAAAGCAGCCACGGUACGACUCUGUCAGGGUUACUGCAGAUGUGCCGCACCUUUCUCUGGACUGUCAACUCCAUGCUUGCAGGGGAAGCUCAUGUGUCGGACCAACUAAAAAUUCAACGUUCGCGAUUGAACCGCUACGUUACUGUGAGCCGUGGCAACCAUGAAGAAGGCAGUCAAGGCUAUGUUGACGAAGUGAUGUACGCCCGCGAAUAUCAGAGACAGGGCAGUCGAGGCCGGAACGAUACCGUUAGAAUCCACGAGAUCCCUUCACUGCUGCAACUUUACCAGUCAAACGAGCUUGAGGCGAAGCCAACCAAUGCUAUACCAAGCGCCCGAGAGCUCUCGACGGUGUGUAUAUUCCGGGAAGACAUUACUCGCCUCGAGGUGGAUGUUCUCGUCAAUUCCACGGAUCCCAACUUCUUCGGUAUGGGAACACUUGAUCGAACUGUGUUCAGAAAGGGUGGUCCUUCAAUGAGCGAGGAUUGUAAGAACUUCGGGCCUUGCAAGGAGGGUGACGUGAAGAUCUCUCCUGGUUAUCUUCUGCCAGCCCGAUAUGUCAUCCAUGCCAUUCCUCCGGAAACUCAUGGCAAGCAUACCAAGAAUAUUCUACGGAAACUGUAUCGCGACAUUCUCUUCACUGCCAGCAAUACGCUGAAGGCCACGUCAAUAGCCAUUCCCUCCAUUGGAACAGGUGCUCUCGGGAACCCUGUCAGGGAUUGCGCCGCGCUCGCCCUGGAAGAAGUGAAAAGGUUCUUAGAAACAACGGAUGCCAGCAACACUAUCAGGAAGAUUGUCUUGUGUGUGUUCGGCUCGAACGAUGAAGCGAUCUAUAAGGGGUUGGCGCCAAUAUACUUCCCACCACUGACGAUGGACAUCGACAAGGCGCUACCACAGAAAGGAAGUGGUCCGGCUUCGCAAGAAGAUCAGCUGAGAUCGAGCUCCCCAGAGACCACAGAGACAUCGAUACCGAAGCGCACCUUGUUCGGUUCCAUUGGUGAAGCAUUCCGUAAUGUGCGAUUUGGAAAGCUGCCUGUCAAAACGGUGUCCAACCCCGUGUCCAUCAGCUCUCGAGCCCCAGUAUGGGGAGAAAGUCGUGCGAUGGACAGAUUCGAAGAUCAUGCUCGACGCUGCCCUACAUGCAACCUCGUGAGAUCUUAUGACAGUAUUAUAAGCCUCUGUGCAGAGGGACGUGCGGCGGCGGAAGGCGUAUUGACAAUCCUCUACAUGGAGAACGAAACGAUAUACGCAAAAGACUUUAGUAACACUGGGAAGCUAGUCAAGGUUGAGCUCCCAUCGAGGUAUAGGCGGACACGCGAACUUCUGGCCCUUGGGGAGAAACAGGACAAACAGUUCAUUGCAAGUCCAACCCAUUCCUUCACCGCUACGACUGAGAAUUCGGAAGAGAGCCCUCCGCCAGGAGUUACUGUCUAUACUGCGGAGGUAAAGGUUCCCUACGUUCGAAGCGAGGAAGAUGCCAUAGCCACGGUCCAUACAUGGUCACCCGAAACAAAAGAACUGAUGGCCUUGGCUAAGGAUGAAUGCAACGUUCGCAUUUCCCUGGGUAGAGUUGAGAUAUAUGAGAUGGAACCUGAGACGCACAAAUUGGCAUUGUUGCUGGCGCUGGAGCUGGGGCCGUCAACCGCAAUGAUCAAGUCGGGCAGCCUAGGUGUCGUGCUCAAGACCAAAGUUCUGCCAGAAUCAAAGAUCAUCACUGAAGACGACAUCGUUCUGGAAAGCCGCAACCCAAAGGAUUGCGAGUCGCUGUUCCAGCGCUUGAAGGCGGCGAGGAAGACAAAUAUGACGCUGGCAAACCAAGAGGAAAGCGCUAAGAACUCUGGGGUUUUCAAAUGUGGGGUCCCGAGAUGUUUACAGUCCGAAGUAGGCUUUACCACUCUUGAGUCCCUCAGAGAGCAUAAUAGGAGUGCCCAUUACGUUGAACCGUCGACAGACCGCUAUCAGUAUGCAUCCGGAGAUGGCAAGCAGAGAGAAGAGGUGUGGGAUCGUCUGGAUGAUUUUAGACAUCAUAUUGCCGAGAACAGUGGUGAAGAUGAACAGGAUCUAAUCCGAAGGUCAAAGCGCGACGCUCCUCCGCGGACUAUCCCUCCAGAUCCAUACACCGUCAAGCGAGAAAUCACGUCGAUUCACAGUUGGAAUUUUGUAAGCUUUGAAUGGGAAAGGCUCUUCCCUGGGCAUUGCACAGUACAGAUACAUCUUGAUAUACUCGAGAUUGUCGACUUAACAAAAGGGGACACCUUGAAGCUACGGUUAUCGACAGAAGAGACGGAAAUCCUGCGGGAACCGGGUGCCUUAGAUGUCACACUCACCGGCGUCGACCUUGAUACGGCGGAAACAAAGCAUAUCAGACUCGGAAAUUCAACGUCGGGGGCCUCAAAAGAACUCUACGGGUUCCUUCAUCAGGCGGUCCUUAUGAUCCAGGGGUCCAAAGCUGCGCCUCCGCGCUUCCCUGGAUUUUCGUCGGAAAAUCAAACUGGCGACCCGGCCAGAACGUGGCUUGUCAAGCGCGUGCGCAAAUGGAAUGAAGAGAAUGGCAGAUGGGCAGAUCUGUUCCCUAUCGUGCGCUUUGCCUGCAUUGCUACCAUAAAGGCGGACCAACUCGCGAUAGAUUGGGACAGGGUCAAGGAUGGCCCAGAACAGGACGCCAGCUGUCUAAGGUUCACGCUAUCAUCAGCGCAAACUGUGGUUGCUUCAAGUGCUGGCUUUCCGGACGUAUACCUCUAUCAUACCGAGCAGGACACGCUGAACAGAUACGUGCUCCAGUGUUACACUUCCAAGGACGCUGAGGAACUUUACGCAGUGAUGGGCCAAGCGCAGGCUGCUGCAUCGGACAUUGGCUCCCAGAAACCUCCUCCAGGUCAUCAGGUCGCCUCUGCUUCGUUGCCGGAGGAGGUAACGCUGGUGGAUCUGCCCUCGGUUCCAUCGCAUGAACCCGGACACUCAAAUGCAGACCCGACCACUCUGGCAUCCGAGUAUACAGGAGUGAGUGAUUCAACAUCUCAUGAAGGGGAACAUGCCAAAGAGGCCCCUUCGUCACCGGUCGAGAUCCUGGCUGAUGCAGUUCUCCUCCAACUCAAGUCUACCCCGACAAAUGCAUACGUACAGCUGGGUCUACAUGAAGACGAGCUCGCCGCCCACCUCGGCGUCAGUAUUAACAAAGUUCGAAGAGCUCUUCGGCAUCUGGAGGAACAAGGUAAAGCUUGGAAAGCCGCAGAUGGGUUAACAGAUGCGCACGAAAUGAUAUGGAGAGCGACCGUGCAGAACCCUCGUCAGCUCUCUCGGCGCUCUUCUAAGGUCGAACGCUCUUCUAUCCCUACUGACGACUCUUUCGCGCAUGGCGGCGAAGCUCAGACACAGGCACAACCUGCUGAGGAAAUGCCGGAUUCAAGUACAACCCCCGCAGACCAACAGCAUCGUUCUAACCAAGACGUGGAAACACCCCCACGGUUGGAAUCGCGGUCUCGCGGUGUUGUCGACGAGGCUAAGGCUCGGACACCAGAUCCAGGAACUCGACCCAGACGGAAGUCUUUAGAGAAGCAGCCAGAGGACCAGAAAGAGAUUCUGGAUCGGCUACAACAAUUUGCGGAUGAUACGACACGCUCGACAUCUGACAUUCCUGCGGCAACAGCGAGUGCGACUGCCUCACUGCCUGGGGAGCAGGCCGCGGAUCCCAAGGCGCCUAGUGAAAAAGUGUAUGCACCCUCAGGACAUGGGUCCGACCUCGGUGCCGAAGUUACAGGCCACACAACAGUGACCAACGAGAGCCAAGAUAUUUCGGUCCCGAUCUCUCCACCGCACACGACCAUGGCACAACCUACCGUAAACAAGCAAGCGCUUAGGGAAACAGGUGAGACAAUUGAAGAGUCGGAAGACGCCUUUGUGAGAUAUAAAGCCUUGCAUAGCGACGAACUCGAGCGGACGGACAAGCGGGCGAGGGAGCUUGAGAGGAGCUUGAGAGAGAAGAGAUUGAGAAGGGCGGCGAGAGAUCAAGAGGCGGGAAGUACCGUAAACGUUUUCGAUUUUUUGCCGGAGCAACAGGUCGACCAUGAAGGCAGGACAGCGUCAAUGGCGAAGGGGAAGCGAAAGAGAGAUGGAGAUGGAGAUGGAGAUGAGAGUCCGGAUCCGGUACCAAGGGAGUCCGAGACGGUUGGGGAUGAGAAGAAGAAAGAUGCGAAUCCAUCGACGGAAGGAGUUCACCGGGAGGAAAGUGAACAACCGGUAGAUCCAGCGGAAGCGAAGGAUAUCUGGUGGUCACGGUACGACUACUGACGGACUCGGCAUCGAAUGAGCGCGAUGGUGGUGAGAAUGAUGCCUCUAUAUCUCACGACUCUAUGUCUCGCGUAGAUUGGAAAUGUGUUUGCCCUUGAUUUGUGAAUCUUGAUUGGUGGGGUUCUAGAGUAGGCUUCUUGAACGGUACCUAUAGUUGGAUGAAAUGAUCAAAGAUAUUUUGAGCUCAUGAACCCCAUGCAAUUAUGUCUAAGACAUACAAUACACAAUACAUUUAU